UACCUCCUUCUCAAGCCGAACCCCAAUCCUUCCUCACCUUCUUCGAUCGCGCUACUUCGACCUAAUCCCCGGCGGUGGGAAAGGACCGAGAAGAGCGAAGAGAUAGAACCUGUGAGCCAUGGUGGAGACACGGCGGAGCUCGGUGUCGUCCUCCAAACGGUCCUCGUCUGACCCGUCACCUGCGACUCCCCCGCCCUCGAAACGAUCAAAGGAGGAGGCAGGAGUCUCGCCCAAGGGGCAGCGGGAGGAGUCCCCCAGGGAAGAAGCCGCGCCAGCCGCUGACUACCAGCAGUUGAACCCCGAUCAACCUGGAGCGGACACUACUGCAACGCGUGAUGGGAAGCCGGCUGAUGCCCCUGGCCACGUGGUCCAGUCGCUGGCCCGAGAACGAGCAACCAAGGAGGCCAGGAAUCUUGGCCUCAGCUCGGUUGAAAAUUCAAUGAAACGGGCAGCAAAAUCACAACAGAAGGCUACAUGGGCUAAGCUUAUUUCACAAUACUCUCAGAAUCCCCAUCUUCUUCUUUCUAGUCCUCACUUCAUUGUUGGCCAAAGCCCAACCUGUAAUUUGUGGUUAAAGGAUCCAUCUGUCAGUAAAACUCUUUGCAGAUUGAGACAUUCCCAGCUUGGAGGUUCAUUGGUAGCAAUGCUUGAAAUAGUAGGAAGGAAAGGAGUUGUGCAGGUAAAUGGAAAGACUUUUGAGAGAAACUCAAAUGUUGUUCUCAUGGGAGGAGAUGAAUUGAUUUUUAGUGCUUCAGGGAAACAUGCUUAUAUAUUUCAGCUACUUAAGAGCAACAAUUCAGCUGUGUCGGUGCUACCUUCUCCACUUGAUAUUUCAGAACCAAAGGUUCUCUCUGCUAAAGAAGUACAAGUUGAGACCAGGUCAGGAGAUCCAUCAGCAGUUGCUGGAGCAUCAAUACUGGCAUCCCUUUCUAAUAACAUAAAGGAUCUGCCUGAUGCGCCAUCAUCACCUAUUGAUGAGAACAUUCAUGAAGGUUUAGAAAAGCCUGCCUUGGAUUCUGUUUGUGAUGCAUCAGAAGAUUGUAAUCCAGAUCUUGAGAAGGACUCUGAUAUUCUAAAGGAAACCUCUGACAAUGAUGGGGGUGCUGAGUCUCCAACUGAUAAUCCUGAUGCAGUCUUAUCUUCUGAUCUUGUUGGAGAUGAGGUCAUGCAACUUGAUAGUAUUGGUCCUGAUGUGCGCCAUGACGAUGAAAUUGGGAAGGUUUCUUCUAUAAACUAUGAAACACGUCCCUCUUUAAGAAUGCUUGCAGGAUCCCCUACAUCUGAUCUGGAUUUGACUGUAAAUGCUUUCAAAGCAUUUGAUGAUCAUAGGGAUUUCCUCAAGGAUCUGGAAUCAACAACUUUCGUUCCCUCUAAUAGAUGCCAAGCUUUUAAAGAUGGUUUGAAACAAGCAAUACUUAAUCCAAGUGAUAUUCAAGUUUCGUUUGAGAAGUUUCCCUACUAUUUGAGUGAGAACCUGAAAAAAAUUCUCAUGACUUGUGCAUUGAUUCAUCUGGAACGCAAGGAAUUCAUAAAGUACACUGCAGAUAUUUCAUCAGUAAAUAAUCGGAUUCUAUUAUCUGGCCCAACAGGAUCUGAAAUAUAUCAAGAAACUUUAAUAAAGGCCCUUGCCAAACAGUUUGCUGCUAGACUGCUCACUAUUGAUUCUCUUCUGUUACCCAGUGGAUCAUCUUCGAAGGACUCAGAAACAUUAAAAGAGAGUGUGAGAAUGGAUAAACAAGGCAUCUUUUGUAAGCACCGUACUACUCUUAUUGACAGCGUACAACUGAGAAAACCAACUUCCAGUGUGGAAGCAGAUAUUGCAGGGGCAUCUUUAAAUUCUCAAUCUCUUCCAAAGCAAGAGAUAUCUACUGCAACAUCAAAGAACUACACAUUCAAAGAAGGUGAUAGGGUGAAAUAUGUUGGCUCAUUUCCUUCAUCAGGCUUUCCUAUUCAGCCACCUCAAAGGGGCCCAAAUUAUGGGUACCGUGGGAGAGUACUUCUUGCUUUUGAAGAAAAUGUAUCCUCUAAGGUUGGAGUUAGAUUUGACAAACAAAUUCCAGAGGGUAAUGAUCUUGGGGGCUUAUGUGAAGAAGAUCAUGGAUUCUUUUGCGCUGCUGAUUUACUUCGCCCAGACUUCUCUGGGAGUGAGGAGUUUGAAAAGCUUGCAAUCAAUGAAUUGUUAGAGGUUGUGACAGAAGAAAGUAAAAAUGGCCCUUUGAUUGUUUUUCUCAAAGAUAUUGAGAAAUCUAUAUCUGGAGUUACGGAUUCAUAUAUGACAAUGAAAAACAAGCUUGAGUUGAUGCCACAAGGUAUUCUUAUAGUCGGGUCACAUUCACAGGUUGACAACCGCAAAGAAAAGUCACAUCCUGGUGGGCUUCUUUUUACAAAAUUUGGAAGUAACCAGACGGCCUUACUUGAUUUGGCUUUCCCGGACAACUUUGGGAGACUGCAUGAAAGAAGCAAGGAGAUUCCUAAGACGAUGAAACAGCUCUCCAGACUUUUCCCCAACAAAGUUACAAUUCAACUUCCACAGGAUGACGCCCAAUUGUCAGAAUGGAAACUGCAGUUGGAACGGGAUGUCGAAACUCUUAAAGCCAAGUCUAAUGUGCUGAGCAUACGAUCUUUCUUGAACCGGUGUGGUUUGGACUGCAAUGAUCUUGAAACUGUAUCAAUAAAGGACCAGACACUCACAAAUGAAAACGUGGAUAAAUUAGUUGGCUUUGCUAUGAGCCAUCAUCUCGAGCAUGGUACAGUCGAAGUCUUGCCAAAAGAUACAAAGCUUAUUCUCCCCAGUGAAAGCCUUAUGAAUGGGUUAACUAUGCUGCAGAGCAUUCAAAAUGAUAGCAAAAGCUUUAAGAAAUCACUUAAGGAUGUUGUUACCGAGAAUGAAUUUGAGAAAAGACUUCUUGCCGAUGUUAUUCCACCUAAUGAUAUUGGAGUUACAUUUGACGACAUUGGAGCAUUGGAGAAUGUUAAAGAAACACUGAAAGAGUUGGUGAUGCUUCCCCUACAGAGACCAGAAUUAUUUUGCAAAGGACAAUUAACAAAGCCAUGCAAAGGAAUUCUGCUCUUUGGACCUCCUGGCACUGGGAAAACCAUGCUUGCUAAAGCCGUUGCUACAGAAGCAGGUGCAAAUUUUAUCAACAUAUCGAUGUCAAGCAUCACAUCCAAGUGGUUCGGUGAGGGUGAAAAGUAUGUAAAAGCGGUGUUCACAUUAGCCAGUAAAAUUGCCCCAAGUGUCAUCUUUGUUGAUGAGGUUGACAGUAUGCUGGGCAGGAGAGAAAAUCCUGGAGAGCAUGAAGCAAUGCGCAAAAUGAAAAAUGAAUUCAUGGUUAAUUGGGAUGGCUUGCGAACCAAAGAUAAAGAACGUGUCUUGGUUCUUGCUGCCACCAAUAGGCCUUUUGAUCUUGAUGAGGCUGUUAUAAGGAGACUUCCUAGAAGAUUAAUGGUAAAUUUACCAGAUGCAUCAAACAGAAGGAAGAUUCUGAGUGUAAUAUUAUCAAAAGAAGAAUUAUCACAAUAUGUUGAUUUUGAUGUUCUUGCAAAUAUGACUGAUGGUUAUUCAGGAAGUGACCUAAAGAAUCUGUGUGUGACUGCUGCACAUUGCCCCAUCAGAGAGAUUUUGGAAAAAGAAAAGAAGGAAAGGACUUCAGCAAUUGCAGAAGGUAGACCUCUACCUACACCAUAUGGAAGUGAAGAUAUUCGUCCCUUGAACCUUGAAGACUUCAAAUAUGCACAUGAGCAGGUUUGUGCGAGUGUGUCAUCUGAAUCUACGAAUAUGAAUGAGCUUGUUCAGUGGAAUGAGCUCUAUGGUGAAGGAGGGUCAAGAAAGAAGAAUUCUUUAAGCUACUUCAUGUAGGAGAUCUCCAUUUUGUGUAUAGUUCUACUGAAAUCCCUUUUGCAGAGCUAGCUCAUCUGCCGAUCAAAGUAGCGGCUUCGCCAGCCCAUCUUGUAUUUAUUUUUCAUAACAGUUAUUUAUCAACUGUUAAUUUUCAUCCAAUGCAACUCAAGUCUUUAUCGAGGUCGUAUAAUCCAUAGCUUUUUUACGGUUACCUGUAAUUUUGGACCUCAACAUGGUUGAAGGCUUAUUUAUCUGUACAUGAUCAUGGUAAAAGUAAUAAAGGGCCUAACUUAUAGGGUUAGGUUCUUGUUAUGCAA
Molecule: messenger RNA, 4158 nt
Organism: Zingiber officinale
Lineage: Eukaryota; Viridiplantae; Streptophyta; Magnoliopsida; Zingiberales; Zingiberaceae
Exons: 27
Coding region: 119-3859 (1246 amino acids)
Cellular component (GO): mitochondrial outer membrane
Molecular function (GO): ATP binding; protein binding; ATP hydrolysis activity
Source: RefSeq, a predicted model, not a curated record